GAGUCAGGGGGCUGCUGCGAGGAAACGAUUAUCGAAAGAAAAGUUAGCCGAACUUGUUUUGUUUUGGUUUGUAGCAAACACGGCGAUGGUCCAUGAAACAGUUUAAUGUCAAGAAGUGUUCGAACUUUUGUUAAUGUUUUGACGAUGGGUUCACUGAAGUUCAGCGUUGGACAAGAAGUAUCCGCGUCGGCGGCCACAGUGGCGGAGGGCGCGUUGGUGUGCCAGGGAGUGAACAACCAGAGCUACAUCUGCGAGUCGGGCCACUGCUGCGGAGAGACGCAGUGCUGCAGCUACUACUAUGAACUGUGGUGGUUCUGGCUGGUGUGGGCUCUGAUCAUCAUCCUGACGUGCUGCUGCGUGUGUCAGCACUGGCGCUCCAAGCAGCGCUUCCAGCAGCAGCGCCGGCAGAACGAGAUCAACCUCAUCGCCUACAGGGAGGCUCACAACAACUCCCAGCUGCCGCUCUAUCUCAGAUUCCUGCCCACCUACCUGCUGCCCGCCUACGAAGAGGUAGUCAACCGCCCGGCCACCCCUCCUCCUCCCUACACCCCUCUCCAACCUGCGCCUCCGUCGACAGACCCGCCCGAGGCGUCGCAAUGCCCCCACGCUUCUCUCUCAGUCCACGCUGUCGACGACGACGACGCGGCGCUCCCCGCCACUCCCGAGGACACGCACGGCCACCUCCACAGCGCCCACAGCCCCAACAAGGACUCGACGCCGGGCAGGUACCGGCGCUUCACGGGGGACUCUGGGAUCGAGGUGUGCGACGGCCAGGAGCUGUGGGAUCAGCGCAGCUUGUUGGAAAGAGAAGAGGAGACUGGGGAGGAACUGGGGCAAACGGAAGAGCCGUGCGAUCACUUUGGUCCGGGGACUGUCGAGCGCAGCCACGCCAGUGAUCCGGCUCUUCACGAGGACGACAAGGACGGACAAAAGGAGCCGCCGCAGCAGGCUCUUAGGUAAUAUAUGCAGAAACUAAACUCCGUCGCAGAUGCAAACUUUCUACCUUUGGUGCUCAGGGGUUUGGUCUUUUAGUACGUGUGCAAGUUUGACUGACACCAGUGUGACAGGCCGGAGACUAAUGAGAGGUAUGACUAUACUUUUAACCGCCCACCCCCCCAAAAAAACAGAAAUAAUAAUUUGAAGUUACUAAUUUUAACUGUGGUUUGAAGCCAAGCUCCUCUUCUCAUGUCCAAGAUGAACAGCACAUGUGAAAGAGAUUUGUGUGUGUUUGAAAUGCUCAGCACUGAAUUUAUGUUCACUUCGAUUCUUCUUUUCUCUGGGAGGACCUGGAAUUGAUCCCCGACCUUCUGUACCAAAGUCGGCGGUGUCUCCCACUAGGCCAUACCUCCCAUCCCAUUCAUUGUUGAAUGCCUCAGUGCCGGCCCUGAGGGUUAACUCCGUCCCUGACUGUAGCAUUAGACUAGGAUAGCUGCUAGGUUAUGUCAAUAUACUGAUAUUAUUGCUGAUGUAAAUUUAUGGGAUGCAACAUGUGUGCGUCAUAUGUGUAUGUCCCUUUAAGAGCGGGUGUGACGUCUGCAUUUUUAUUGUGCCGGAUUGUGAUUUUGUCGUUUUAAGACAUGCAAAAAAUGAGUUAGUAGAAAAUCAGUGAGCAGGUAUGUUUUUAUCAUCACUGUAUGGAAGUACUUCCUGGUUCUUGUAUCUGUAGCUGUUUUCUGGAGAGACUUUUUUUAGAUUAUUUUUUUUUUUUGCGCAAAAUCAUUUUCCAUUUCACCCACUUUCCUCCACGUAGCAACAAUCCGGAGGAAUGGCGUACGCACACAGAAGUUUUCUCGUGGAUUUGAUCUUUAAACUCGCCUCUUUUGAACUCUGCUGACUUGUAAAACAACAGGUCCGUGUCGGACAGGUUCACAGGACCGCGUGACUUGUUCCAGUACAAGUUUAACUCGCCGCUGGUUUGUUCUUUCAAGUCAAGAUGCUACAAUCGUUGCUCAGGACGAUUGAGAAAUGAUUUGAAUUUUUUAAUAAAGCAUGAUAUGUCUCCUUUCAAUCAAGUCGGUCAGUGAGACGUCGAAAAGAAACGACUGUGUGUGAACUUACAGACGAUCUGUACUGUCGGUUGAUCCCCUGUGUGUUUGUGUCUCCGGUCGCCUGUUACACUGGUGUUAUACAACGACGCCUCAGUGUCACGAUGUGUAGCCGUAUGUAGCCAUGGAGUAGAAAAUAUUUAGGUGAACUUAAUCAAAAGUUCCGGAGUCUCUUUGACCCUUUGUAAGUAAAAACCUGUCGGUGUACUCGAUCACAGAUUGUUCGUGUUUCUCUGCAGUUUCGCCAAAGCGCUCCGCACAACAUCGCCAAAGUCUAACUGGUGAAAUAAGAACAUCAUGAAAGUGUCCAUCAUCAAAGUAUACACACGUUUGUAUCGGAGGGUGUUGAUUGUGAUCCAUAAGUGUGCGCAUGGAAACGACUAUGGUAUAAAAUGUGUGAAAACCUGAACCUUACUGUCACAGUGCGCCGAGGGGACUUCCCCUUCAACCGAGUCAUUUGAGCACUUUUCCCACGUACGCAGCGUUUCAACCAGUGAGAUUCUUCAGCACCUGGUGCUACAACUCUGUACAUGCUCUUUAUUAUCUGCUGAUUAAAGUUAUAUUUUUCUGUUGCA
This is a messenger RNA of Scophthalmus maximus (turbot), 2620 nucleotides long. It is a transcript of the gene wbp1la, whose product is annotated as WW domain binding protein 1-like a. The transcript is spliced from 4 exons. Bases 106 to 960 code for a protein of 284 amino acids. The record is from RefSeq and is a predicted model, not a curated record. Lineage: Eukaryota; Metazoa; Chordata; Actinopteri; Pleuronectiformes; Scophthalmidae.